AUGCCUAUCCUCACCUCGAAAAUAGUCAACCUCGUCGACUUUACUCACCUCAUCAACAGUCCCAUCUGCCUUGUUGCCAACUGGCACCCGCGUCUGAAAGCAGAUUGGUUUCGAAACCAAAUGGCUAGACCGACAUCGGAGUCGUUGCUUUGCCUAGAUUGCAGAUCCUCUGAAGACUCGAUCGCCAUUUUGAUGAAGCACAAUGAUGCUGAGAAGAUCACAGGUCAUGCGAUAAGUCGACAAACUUUGCAUAUCUCCAUCAUGUCAGUCGGGCUGUUUAUGGUGUGA
Protopolystoma xenopodis is the source of this 288-nucleotide messenger RNA. Lineage: Eukaryota; Metazoa; Platyhelminthes; Monogenea; Polystomatidea; Polystomatidae. The record is from the annotation of a GenBank genome assembly.